AUGAACGGGACUUUCUUCAAUCAGACAGUGCUGGACCAAGGAGCUUACAACAACUCUUCGCAGGGUCUUGGCUCUUUGAUGGGAUGCUGCAAUGGUACCGGGCUGUCAUCACCAGCGAUGGUGGUGGGUCUUUGGUCCUCAGUCCUGAUGAGAGGAGCCUCUUCAUCACUAGGGUGGUGCAGAUAGCCGUGCUCUGUGUCCUCUCGCUCACCGUAAUCUUUGGCAUUUUUUUCCUGGGGUGCAACUUGCUCAUUAGAUCUGAAAGUAUGAUUAACUUCUUGGUGAAGGAUAGGAGGCCAUCUAAGGACGUGGGAGCUGUGAUCCUCGGUCUCUACUGA
Molecule: messenger RNA, 338 nt
Organism: Staurois parvus
Lineage: Eukaryota; Metazoa; Chordata; Amphibia; Anura; Ranidae
Source: the annotation of a GenBank genome assembly